CGUAUGUCAAAAUCUGCUAUCUGCGAAACUGCUGGUGUCAAGUGUCAAAAAAAAAGUUUUACGUCUGCAACAAUAGUAAAUAGUUUUUAAAAGUUUUUCACAAACAAAUAAUAACAACCUGAGGCUUCUGUAAAUAAUAAAAAAUGAAGCAUCAAAUCGUGGAUCCGAAAGCAAGUUCAGCUAAUAAAGGAGAGGCUGAUGAAUCUUUAUUUGAAUAUUUGCAUGCAGAAAUGGUUAAUUACGUCUUAAGCACAUCUGUAAAGAGCGGGGAAAAGGAAAAGGAAGAAGACUUGUCUCGAUUGGAAUCUAUGGGUUUCAGUGUCGGUUAUCGCAUAAUCGAGAGAUUAACAAGGGAAUGGCCUCGCUUCAAAGAUGAACUGGACACGAUAAAGUUUAUCUGCACCGAUUUCUGGACCAGUCUCUACCAAAAACAAAUCGACAAUCUCAGAACCAACCACCAUGGAACCUACAUGCUUCAGGAUAAUUCGUUUCGGUUAUUAGCGAACAUCGGAGGGAGCGGGAGCAAACAAUAUCUCCGAGAAAGUCCUCGUUUGCUAGCUUUUACUUGUGGUCUUCUACGGGGAAGUUUAGCAAAUCUCGGGAUUCCCUGCACCGUCGAUGCAGAGGUUUCCGCUUUGCCUAGUUGUAAAUUCAAUGUCUACGUGCAGAGAAUUUGAUGAUGUUGUUAAAAUCUUCAAUUAAUCAUUCUCCGGGUAAGAAGACUCUUCGUUAUUUAUAAUAUUUCAAAUACGCCAUUCCG
This is a messenger RNA of Belonocnema kinseyi, 760 nucleotides long. RefSeq names its product trafficking protein particle complex subunit 6b (gene Trs33). The coding region runs from base 144 to 677 and encodes 177 amino acids. The transcript has 2 exons. The record is from RefSeq and is a predicted model, not a curated record. NCBI's taxonomy places the organism in Eukaryota, Metazoa, Arthropoda, Insecta, Hymenoptera, Cynipidae. Gene Ontology annotation, cellular component: trans-Golgi network; cis-Golgi network; TRAPP complex. Gene Ontology annotation, biological process: regulation of GTPase activity; endoplasmic reticulum to Golgi vesicle-mediated transport.